This is a messenger RNA of Epinephelus moara (kelp grouper), 2288 nucleotides long. RefSeq names its product claudin domain-containing protein 1-like. Lineage: Eukaryota; Metazoa; Chordata; Actinopteri; Perciformes; Serranidae. Bases 365 to 1123 code for a protein of 252 amino acids. The transcript has 5 exons. The record is from RefSeq and is a predicted model, not a curated record. Gene Ontology annotation, cellular component: membrane.
AGUAAAAAUUAAAAGAAGAAGAAGAAAACUUCAUAGCGUAGAAGAAGAAGACGGAGGCCAGCUGGAAAUUUAAUGAGCAAAAGAAAUAACGCCAAUAUUUGGAAGUAUUAUGCAACUAUGAGGUUGUGAACUCAUCUGUGUUUGGGACAAUAUGCAGCACAGUAGCAAUAUCAUUAAGUAGAGUAUCAUGGUGAGAUACUCUGACACUGUCAUACUACCUGACAGAUGCUAACAGACAUGCCGUGGUGCCUAAACACAAAGUGGACAUAUCAUUUGUAACCAUCACACAGUGGAAGCCAAACUUCAUUUUUAUAUCAAAGAGUAGUUUCUUGUUAAACAGGCUCUAAACGAGCUAUUGGUCAUCAUGGUGGAUAACCGUUAUGCCACAGCUCUUGUCAUUGGCUCAGUGCUUAGUCUGCUGGCCACAGUCUACCUCUCUGUGGCUGUGGGAACUCAGCAUUGGUACCAGUACAGCUGCCCACCAGUUAAAAAUGAGGGGAGCAACGCCACUGAGCUCAGAGACGACUUCAUCAAUGGAGAGUUCAAUGAGAAGACCUUCAGCCAGACCAUGUUCCGUCUGAACGGCACCCUGGGACUGUGGUGGAGGUGCAUACAGGUGCCCAGCGAGAGCCGGUCAUACUGGUUCAAAGAGCCAGAUCCAAAGAUGGAGACACAGUGUGUGAGCUUCACUCUUCCUCAGCAGUUUAGUCCAAAGUACAAAUAUUCUGGAAACAUCAAUGGCGAAGAAGAUCUGCUCAGAACAUACUUGUGGAGGUGCCAGUUUCUCCUGCCCUUGGUGUCUCUGGCUUUGGUGUUCCUCGGUGGCCUUGUUGGGGUCUGUGCCUGCCUGUGCCGCAGCUUCACCCCCACCUUGGGCGUGGGAGUGCUCCAUCUACUUGCAGGUCUUUGCACUCUGGGUACCGUCUGCUGUUUCCUGGCCGGGGUGGAUUUGCUUAAACAGUACUCCCCACCACCAGAAGGGUUGGAGGGCUCGCUGGGCUGGUCCCUCUACCUCGCCCUCAUCUCCUUCCCUCUGCAGAUGAUGGCAGCUGCUUUGUUCCUGUGGGCGGCCAGGAGUCACCGCAAAAACUACACCCGUAUGACUGCUUACAGGGUAGCUUAAAGAGAGACUGCCACAACAACAACUUACCUUAAAACAGCCUACUUGUCUCUGCAUUUUCUAAAAAAAAAAAAUGGUUUCUAGUUAGAAAAGGACUGUACUAAAACAACAACACUAUCACAAACCUUGGCAGGAAUACACCGAUUUGCAGCUAAUCAUCAUAAGUGCUCAUAAAAAGUAGUGUUAUACCUCUGAGUUGUUACAUCACCUUUGUUUUCAAGCAUCUUUAACUUGUAUCUUAUCGAAAGCAUGUUCUUUGAUGUUUUUUUAACACCCAGAUGUUGUGGAUCAUUUGUUAUUUCUGGUGUUAACUGUUGGUGUGCCGUACUUUAAUGCCUUUUUUUCAGUUGCCAUUGUUUCUAAAGCUGCUUCACCACAUUGCCCUUAAAUCAUUUAGUUUAUAGAUUACAAACUUGCACACAAAUUUCAGACUUGCAGUUAUCAAAGACAGGGUAACCUUCUCUAUUAGUGCAUGGAUAAUAUUAUGAAAGCCUUUAUUUGUCUUUGUUUUUUAAUGUUUAUUUGUGCUAUUUUGUUUGCCUAAUACUAAAUAUCAAGCAUUUUCUGUGCAUGCCUUUUAAGAUGACAUUUCUGUCAUCUGUGUUAAUUGUUGAUUUGAGUCUGUGGUAUGUGUUGACUCAGUGUCAAUCACUAAAACUGAAACCACUCAUCUCCCAUUAUCACCUGUGUUUAUAGAUGUAAUACAACUGCCAUUUUAAAUUUGUUGUAGCGAAGUUUCACUAUUUUAAGUUGCUUUAGAGCUCAGUUUCAUCAGUUGUUAACUGACUGGUUUGCCAGCAAAAUAUCAGUUCUUACAUUAGUUGUAGCCUUUCAAAUGUUUGUUGGUGAUACUCUAAAAUGAAAGGGAUUGGUAUACUGAAUAACAAUUGAAUUUGCAAACUCGUAUUUUGCAAGUGAAAACCUCAUGAAUCUGUUAUGUCUUUACACUCAACAUUUGUGUGGAAAGGUAAUGAAUUUGUUAAUUUUUUGUGUGUCAAAUUCCAAAAUAACUAAUUUCUUAGCACCAGAAUACAAAUUGUGAUGUUUUUGUGUCACAAUGUUUUGUUACCUGUCUGACGUGUUCACACUCUGGCUUUUUGUAAAUGUUUUUAUGUAUUCUGAAGCACACUGUCCUCGUUUCUGUAUUGAUAAAUUUGGCAUUUGCUCA